CUGAUCAACUGAUAAUGCUGAUCUUGAUAUCCCUGGGAGCAGUUUUUCUUAUUCUGUCUGUCAGCACAAUUAUCUGCUACAGACAAUGGGCAUGCAUCAAGCACAAAGUCUGUCCUCCAAUCCCAAAACCAGUGCUGACUGAAAAGUGGCUGGCAUCACCGGAUGAACAUACAGUUCGUCAUCUUCCCUUUGAUCAGAGUUACUACAGUGAGGUCUUGGAUGUUCCUGAACUACAUGAUAAAUUCAGACCACCACAGCCUGUUGUUGGCCAGGACUACAUGCCUUUUACCUUCUCUCAGACUCCCAAAGGUUACUACAAUAAGCCUCUGAAGAAACUCCAGCCAUGCCUUACUUUACCCACUACAGGCCUCACAUCUCAGCCAGGCUUGCCAUCUUUUCCAAUUAAUGAUGUGUUUCCUAACCCUUCAUAUAACCUGAUAGUACAGGACCAGGAGUCACAAUCACAUCCCGAGAUCCAGGAGGGGAUGCCUAUAAUUGAUAGUGAAUGCCAGCCACAAAGUCCUGAAGAGACCUUUACCACAACUGAGUUAGAGGAGGAACCAGACAGUCCCAUUUCCUGUGCGUCCACAUACAUUUUGUUACCACAGAAAACUUCCAAAUAGCGGCUGCAUGUGUGAACACGUUUAAGCCUUGCACACGUACUUGAAGAGACCUUAACUACAUCAUGGAACACAAGCUGCCCUCAUCCACACAGUGACCCGCUAGAUGUUCAAAGGAGCUCUACUGUUUUCAUGUUUUGCUUCAAUUAAAAGCAUGCAAUACAUUUUAGUUCAGUUCUGUACAUUGGUGGUGUUGUGGUGCUAGUUAGCACUGUCACCUUGUUGCAGGAAGGUUGUGCGUUCAAAUCACCUGUCAACCAUUUCUCACGAGAGGAAAAUAUGUGAUUCCUUACUGGUUACAGCUGUGUCACUUUGGCCAGCGGUCAGUUGUGGAUUUAAAGAGACGACAGCAGGCUCGAAUAAAACGUAACACCAACACACUAACCAACACCUACAACUGCAGCUGGCUUCCUUUUAUACUCGCUUCACGUGAGACCACCCAGAUCUGGGGUAAGAAACAAAUGAAGAAAAUACACAUCCACAUUCAAUUCAAUUUUAUUUAUA
Messenger RNA from Pundamilia nyererei, 1124 nucleotides. RefSeq lists its product as uncharacterized. Lineage: Eukaryota; Metazoa; Chordata; Actinopteri; Cichliformes; Cichlidae. The transcript is spliced from 3 exons. The record is from RefSeq and is a predicted model, not a curated record. The coding region runs from base 15 to 623 and encodes 202 amino acids.